Molecule: messenger RNA, 2331 nt
Organism: Malania oleifera
Lineage: Eukaryota; Viridiplantae; Streptophyta; Magnoliopsida; Santalales; Ximeniaceae
Exons: 11
Coding region: 151-1950 (599 amino acids)
Source: RefSeq, a predicted model, not a curated record
CCUCAAUUGAAGACCGGAGCAUAACAUGCCGAAAGGUGAUCCAAAAGCGCAACCCGACCCGGGCUUUCCCCGGGUUUUCAUCCUCCUGCAUUUUCCUCCUUCGGCGCGAUAACUCGUCUCCCUCUUGCUCUGAAAUUUCUAUGGCUUGAAAUGGGCAGAAGCAGUAAAAGCGAGAAGAAGCACAGAGACCGCACGAGGAGUUCAUCUCCAUCCGCCUCUGCAUCAUCAUCACCAUCAUCUUUGUCGAGCUUCAGCGAUGGCCAUAUUUCAAAACGCCGUAAACGCAAUCGUAGCCGUCGCCGACAACGGGACGAUGACUACGAUGGCGAUUCGAGGAGAGAGAAGGAUAGGAGGAGAGAUAGAAAGUCCAGAAGGAGGGAAUUGGAAAAGGAUACAGAGGGAAAGUAUCACCAUAAACGGAGGUCGCGGCGAGAGGGGAAAAAGCGGGUCGUGAAGUCUGAUGAUGAGUCUGAAUCUUCUGGUGAGGAUAGUUCAGAGCCCAGGUCUCGAAGCAAUGCCAAAGCUGUAACUCAGCGUGUGUUGAAGAAGUUCCCUGGUGUGGCAGGUGAUUUGCAGCAGCUUCUGCAAAUGAUUGAUGAUGGGCAAGCUGUAGACAUAAGGGAAAUAUCUGAAAGAUCUUUGACUAAGCAUUUGAAGAAAUUGUUCAAGUCAUUGAACCUUAAGGAAAGUGGGGAUGGAGUUUUUUUACUACCUUCUAAUGUUCGUCCUACAUGGGAAGUUGUUGGACCGAUAAUUUGUUUGCAUAUUGAAACUAAGGAAGAAUGGUUGGAUCAUCCUAUCUCUACAAAUGAUUUGCAUUCAACACUACCAGAAGUGCAAUGUAAAGUGAUGAAUGACGAGAGUUUGACGAUGCCACAUCCAGAGGUUGAGAAUUCUGCACCUAGGAGAAGGAUGAUUGGCCCUGAAAUGCCAUCUGCUGAGCUGCUUGCUGCAGCAGCAAAAUUAACGGAAGCGGAGGCUGAGCUGAGGGAUGCAAAGGUGGAGGAAGACACUGAACUAUUUAUUGGACCUCCACCGCCUGCUGUAGUUGCUGAAGCUGAAUCAGCGAAUGAGGCAGAGCGUUUUGAAGAGGUCUCAAGAAUUAUGGGAGUUGAGGUUGAUAGUCCAUACGAUGUGUUGGGGGUGAACCAAAAUAUGUCAUCUGACAACUUAAAGAAAAGGUAUUGGAAGCUGUCUCUUAUGGUGCAUCCAGACAAAUGUUCUCAUCCUCAAGCCCACCAAGCUUUCAUUAUAUUAAAUAAAGCCUUUAAAGAUUUACAAGAUCCCAAUAAGCGAAAAGCUGUAGAUGACAAAAUCAAAAUCAAGGAAGAACAAGAAGAAUUUAAGGCUGAGCUGCGAGCAAUGCGUGAGGCUGCACAAUGGAGGCGGUUGCAAGGUAUAUCCAUGGAGGGUGAUGAUGAGCUUCUUGCGGAGAUGGAAGUGAAAGUGGGAUCGAAAAGAGAUGAGUGGAUGACAACGCUACCUCCUGAGAGGAAACCUGGUAUGACUAUGCAGUCGACAAAAUUUAGCAGAAGCACUAAAGGGCGUGGUGAUACUAGUGUGUGGACAGAUACCCCUUCUGACAGAGCCGAGAAAGCGAAGAUGAAUUAUUUGGAGGCCUAUAAUGAGGCUGCGGCACUUGCUUCCAAUGAGGAGGAAAAGAUGAAGGCAAGGUCAGAUGCUGAUUUGGUGGAGAAAUACAAUAAAGCAAGGCGACCAAAAUCGUUAGUACAAAAGCACCAAGAAGAAUUUUCGAGCCAUUCAAAAAGAAAAUCCAAGCAGCUUCCUCCAGAAAAAGAGGAAUGGGUGGGAAAGCAUCCAUGGAAGCCUUGGGAUCGUGAGAAGGACUUGACAGCUGGGCAGAAAAGCAUCAAAUUUGAUUCUGAUAGCAUGGCUCAGGGAUUGACUUCCCGAUUUUCAUCAGGAACCUUUCAAAAGAACUUUCUUUAGGGAAUGAAUGGGUGCUUGUAGUGUUGUUUGCCUGAGACUGAUAGCCUUGGGGAAGUUUUAAGCUUUGUUCCCACCGUGCGACUUGUAAAGGAAUUCUCUCUGUGGGCAGUCCUUCCAGAUUUCAGCAGCCCAUACAUGUCUCUUUCCAACUUGUAUUUCACGUCGUUGUUUUGUCGGCAGUCGUUGCAGUUAGGUUGCAGAAAUAGCUCAAGGUGUGUGAGCGUGUGAGAGAGCACGAGUGAGCUAAGCUAUUAUGCUAUAUUUAUUGUAAGGUUAGUUUUUAGGCUUGCUCAAAUUUUUUACACUAAAAGUACAUGUUUGUAUAAUUAUAGUAAUGUUUUGAGAUUAUUCAUCUCAUAUUGCAUUGAAGAUUGGUUCUUA